Orussus abietinus is the source of this 7303-nucleotide messenger RNA. It is a transcript of the gene UbcE2H, whose product is annotated as ubiquitin-conjugating enzyme E2 H. Lineage: Eukaryota; Metazoa; Arthropoda; Insecta; Hymenoptera; Orussidae. Gene Ontology annotation, biological process: ubiquitin-dependent protein catabolic process; protein polyubiquitination. Gene Ontology annotation, cellular component: nucleus. The record is from RefSeq and is a predicted model, not a curated record. Gene Ontology annotation, molecular function: ubiquitin conjugating enzyme activity. The transcript has 5 exons. The coding region runs from base 686 to 1249 and encodes 187 amino acids.
GCCGAGCAGGAGAGGCCAGUCGCGUAGCGGAGUCAGAUGUAUCUCGGUCCGUGGAAGUGACAGGCUGCGCGGGGGUGCGAGCGAGAGAGACCGAGUCGAGGAAGGGUCGUCGGGUCGUCGGGUCGUCGGGGGUCUCGGCGAGGGUCGCGCGCUCGGUGGUCGUCCGUUGCGAACGGGCCCGCCGCGCGACGGUGGAGAGUCGUCGGUCGACGGGAGCGAGAUGACCCGCUAGCCCUUCGGGUCCUCGCUGGGUGCGCGCGGACAACGGGGAGAGGAGCGGCGACGUCGGAGCGAGGGAGAGAGAGCGAGCGGCGCCACGCGGGUAAGAGAGGGACGGAGCUAGAGCGCGAGCGAGAGCGGUGGCGGACAUCCUCGACGAGAGGACGCGCGCGAGGGAGCGAGAGAGACGGCGCCACUCGCGGAGCGAGCGAGACAGAGGGUGACCGUCGCGGUCUUUUGUCCGGACGGAAGGCCGAGCUCGAGGCCGAUCGCCUCCUGGAGUCGUCCCGCGACUCCGCGACUCGGGUAAGUGUCGACGGGCCUUGGAACGAGCCCGGUGCCCGGAGGGGGACGACGAGCCAACUCCGGGGACACCCCGGGGCGGCCGCUCGGCCGACUCGCCGAGAGGAGCCUCGAGAGCAGCCGAGAAGGACGCGAGUUCCUUCGCAGGCGGGAGGCGAGAAAUAUGUCGUCACCCAGUGCUGGCAAGCGACGCAUGGACACCGACGUUAUCAAGCUAAUAGAGAGCAAGCACGAGGUGACAAUCCUAGGAGGGCUCAACGAAUUCUCCGUCAAAUUUUAUGGACCACGAGGGACGCCUUACGAGGGUGGAAUAUGGAAGGUGAGGGUUCACCUGCCCGAACAUUACCCUUUCAAGUCGCCUUCGAUCGGCUUCAUGAACAAGGUGUACCACCCUAACAUCGACGAGGUCUCGGGCACCGUGUGCCUUGACGUCAUCAACCAGGCCUGGACAGCCUUGUACGAUCUCUCGAACAUCUUCGAGUCUUUCCUGCCACAGCUUUUAACAUAUCCCAAUCCAAUCGACCCCCUAAAUGGCGACGCCGCAGCGCUGUACCUCCAUAAACCUGAGGAGUACAAGAAAAAAGUCACGGACUACGUUAGGAAGUACGCGACGGAAGAGGCGCUGAGGGACCAGGAAAAUGGCGGGACCGGCAACGGCAUGUCGUCGGACAGCGAAUCGUCGAUGAGCGACUUCAGCGAGGACGAGGCGCAAGAUAUGGAGUUGUAACCAAAUAUUUUACCAUCCACCGCCCCCACGUCCCUAGUCCCGAGUCCCUGUAACCCUCGAUCGCUCGUCCUACCAAAUAGAUGCUUCUUCACGACCCUUCGCCCUGCCCCGAUCGUCCCUCCUCACCUCUCGACAGGAACUUCUUAUAGUCUCGUCAAGAAGCGAUCGGUCGUCGCGCGACCGCGGAUCGUGGACGUGCGAAUUACCGUUUAGUCAUUCGAAAAUAAGAUGGACGGGUCCUCGACUCGUCCGCGCCCCGUGGGGUGUGUUCAGAAUCUUUUAGGAGAUGCGUUUGGGCGACUUCCGCGGAAGCCAUCGUGUCCUAGACCCGGAUAGACUCGGAGCGGAGGGAGACGAUACAGGUCGACCGGAGCGCACGAUUUCUCGCCAUCCUCCCAGAACUUUUCUCCAUAUCGAAUUCGAACGGCAGACACCAUGAGGCUACGUGUAGGACGGGUCUUUGGCUCGAUUUUACCACUUAUGGUUCGUUUCCAGACGAUGUCUAGGUCCGGCGACUUCCUUUCUUGAGCGCGCGACCUAUCAGUUCCCGAUUAUUAUAAGGAGUUUCCUUUCGGUUCCCUUCUCUAAGAAGUCGUUGAUAUCGUGGCUGAUAUCUCGUUGACUUAGGUCUUGAAACAACCUGUAGUCGCGUUUUGAAAUCUUGACUACGGGCUUACGAGUGGCGGUUCGGAUCCGUGCUUUCCGAUGUACUGGGUCAAAUUGUGCGAAACUGGACGCGCGCGUUGCGAAGCGUCCUUUCAUCUCGUCUUGUUCCUUGGAUCCGAUUUCCUGCGCAUUUUCUAUCGAUCGAUCACACGUGACAAGAUGGACCUUGUACAAAACGAAGCGUCGUUCCAUCUCGUCUCGUCGCGUCUCGCCUCGUCUCGCCUAGUUUUGUCUUCUGGACCGGCAGUCUUAAAUUCUAAGGAAUAUAAGGAAGGUUUUCCUAAAUACGAGCACAGAUUAUUGAAAUAAUGUACGGGACGCGACGAGUGCUCGGUUCUAAUUGGAAUAAAAACGUUGUCUUUAUACGUUCGUUCUGGCUUGAUGUAUGACAAUACGGAGAUGCGCGUUAAGAUUUCUCGUUGCAAUGUUCGGCACCUUCGAGAUAUACGUAGAAGUUUCGCAGCGGAUUCGCUUGGUGGCUGGCAGAUCCUUCUGCAUUCUUUUUCCUCUCUCUCUCUCUUUCUCUCAACAUUUUAACGUUGUUCGUGCAGACAAUGAAGUUUGCGUGAUUCAAUUUUAUAAAUUUAAUUUGUACGCGUAGUAAGAAGAAGUCUAACGGGAGCGCGGCACGUUCUUUCGGAACUUCCGUGUAUGGUCAUUGUGUUAAGGAAACCUCGGCAAGUAUUUGCAUUCCAUUUCUGAUAGUGCACGACGAGGAAGCGUUGAUUACGAUAUCGUAAAUGAUUUCAGUACUUUGUGCUCAUAUUCGGCAAAUCUUUUACUGGUGUGCGAUGUACGGUGGAAAGGAUGGGAUGAGUUUCUACGGAUAUGCUACGUUCACAUCUACGUUCGAGAUCUGUCUCGUGUGCUGCUGUUAUUUGUUAAUCGGUCGGGUGUAUGUCCUUCGCACAACUAGAAAAUACUCGGAACAUCACGGUUCUCUGUACAUGCGAAACCGUGGGAUUGAUUUGUUGCUAGUCUUAAUAAAAAGAUUUAGCAUUUCGCGUGCACGGAGAACCGGAAGAAGUAACUCGAAGGACGUAUUCGCGUAGCAAGUACAAAAGGAAGUAUUCGGCGAGGUCAGACUCCUUAAGCUUUAAGAGAAGUUCUCGACGAAGUACCUAAUCUAAUCAUCACUGUCAAUGGUCUCAUGUCUUUCGUCAUUCUCAGCAGAGAAAGGAGUAGAAAAGAGCAAAUGGCGUGUCUGUACCACUGGUUCCUUUAUUAUUUAAGUUUCACUUUUAUUUCUCAGGCUCUUUCAGGGCACUCGGAAACUGUUUCUUCGCACACCUCGUCUCUGUCCAGAGUUCGGGGGGUGAAAGACUUUUUAUUUUAUUUUUAUUCAAAUAACGAAGUGGUAUAAAUCUAACGGUAAUUCUGUUAAAUGGUAAAUAAAAUUAUUUUUCGCUGACUUACGGUUUUGGCAUAGUAUCGGUAUAGAAAGUACUUUUUACAAAUUUAGAAGCUUUUAUUUCGACAUUGGGAUUCAAUGAUUCCGUUUUUCCGCUUAUCGGUAGUCUUGGAAUUUUAUCACGUAUCAAUCGUUGCUUUUGUUUUUCUUUACCCAUAUGUGGUAUCAGAGAGAGGAGUCCUCUGACAGACAUUAGAACAUCCUGCGCUCGAACAACCGCCAAAAUCUACUUCGACUUCGAGUUUUUGGUCAAUGUUGUACUAAUUCUCAUGCUUCGGGCUUGCGAACUUUUUCCGGGAGAGCUCACUUUUAUUUCCAUUCCCAAAGCCAUAAUCACGCGUUAAAAAAAAAAAACAAAAAAAACCGAAUGUCAUACUGGAACCAUUCCUAACUUCUUCCUUUCCGAUACGAUUCCCGGUUUCCCUCGCAGGACUUUACCACACGAAAACGUCACGGAGACCUUGAGAACGACCUCGAAGAAGUCACGAAAACGGCCGAGCGAGGAAGUCGGCGAUCUUGCACCUCUUCUGAAAGUCAUCCGUUCGUCCUCGUCGAGGAGAAAAAGUCGAACCCGAAUUUGCGACGCCGACCAGGAAACCUCGACCUCUUCUUCGAGAACUCUGCCAGGAUCCUCUUCGGAUGUUUCGGAUCUUUUAAACUCGCAGAGUGACGUCGACAUGAAUUGUCCUCGGCAACGCUCAGAAAGUCAUCGCGAUCCCGAAGAUCAACUCCAGGAGACGAGCAUGGAGGUCGAUACGGCCGAUUCAGAAGGAAGUGAUAACCCCGAUGUUAACCUCGAAUGACCUUAAGCAAUCUCGCGGUUCUUCGCGAUUUUUGGCCGAUUUUACGGAAUUUUUGUACGACUGUGUCGUGAUAUUCUACGUUAUGUCGAAUUUAGUGCAAAGGUCACCCUAGAACUUUUAACCGUUUAUAGAGAUUUUUGCUUCAUUGUGGCAAAGCGAUAAAGAAUAUUUCAGAGUAAAGCAAUUCUGUACACUGCGUACUGAUAAAACAAGAAUUUCCAUUAAAUUUGAAGUAGCAAAUACGUGGCAUUUUUGCAACUUUUGUACUAUGUGAAAUUAGUAGAAUUUUAUUUUAACGAUCCAGAGAAAUGGAGAACGAAUCGUGGCGUAUUUUAACCUUGUAAACUUUUGUUCAGAAAUAUUUGAUAUGCGUCGGUUCAAUUGGUGUUAAGACCAUAUUAUUGUACGGCCAAAGUGACACAUUAUGGUUGCUUUUUAUUUAUUACUUUUUAAAAUAAGAUCUGCCUAUAAGCCACGAAACAUUUGAUGCGUGUUCUCAGAUGACCAUUCUUAAAGGGUGUUCUAUUAUCGAAUUUUGUUUUUCCGUUCAGCGAUCAGAGAUUCAAGGUCAUUCGAUCGGUGCAUUCGAUCCCUCAACCGCAAGAUAUGAUCCUAACAUUACGCGUCUUACCCUGGUCUUCCUUCAGCAGGACUCGUGACUUUCUCGAAAUAAUCGUCGCGUUUUGUAAGCGUACAAAAUUAGAGGGUAAACCGUUGACGCGAUAAAUGCAUAGCGAUAAUUGCGUCAUAAAAUUCUCCAUAAUCUGCUUAUGUUUACCAUCAUUCGAUGACAUUCGACGAUCGAUCUUGCGAAGUAUUGUGAACGGGAGAGUAAUAUUAACAAUUAACAUGCAUGUAUUAUCGAAAUUUGUCGAGGAAAUCCAAUUUGUCAUCGGUGUAUCGUGUAUACACGUAGGCGGUAUGUAGGCUUUAUAAAGCGCACGUGCACAGGGUGCACACAUCUUUGCGGAAACAUAUGGCGUUUCGGUAUGCAAUCUUUACGAGGAAUAUCUUGAUGUAUCGCGUGUCGCAGUAUCGAUCGGAAUCGCAGUGCCUUUAGGGCGAAGUAGCGUGCCUUAAUAUCGCAUUUUCCUUGCCUAGACAUCGGAGAACUUCUCGAGAAGUCUGUCGGGUUUCCUGGACCAGCGUUUCAAAAGCUUUCGGAAUCGCUUACAAGGAGUUACGUGGACGCACGAAAAGGCGCAAAACGACCGCUCGUUUCUUUCGACCGAAAAACUCGAUCCUUUUCCCUGGCCGAUGAGAAUAACGCAAAGGACAUAUACCAAUCCCAGCCUUGUCAUUUUUGUCACGACUGUAGCUACUAGAAUCGCGUUAACUGUCUCUCACUGUUUAGUAUAGUGCAAAGUGUGUUUACAGUUUAACGAUCUACUAGCAAGACGAGAACAAAAAAAGAAUGUAAUGGAAUAAUAUAAAUAUCUUUUUUAUAAACGGACGAAAUAUUUUGUAAUAAAAUAAUUAUCAAGUAUAUACCGCCGUAGAGUUCUUCACUGAGGAUAGCUUCACUGGGUGCUGGGUGUAUUUUUGAGACGUGUGACUCGUGUUUAAGCUCGAUAAUUAUAUUCCGAAUCUGCGGGUUUUUUUUUUUUUUCAACUAAGUUCGUUAUUAAUUAUGAGUUUCGUAUAUAUGUGUACAUAUAUAUGUAUAUUCAUUGAUUGUUAUAAAUUUAUGGGAUAGUUUUGCAUUUUUAUAGGAUAUAUCGUCGGAUGAUAUUUGGGUGUUAUGCGAACUUAUUUGAUUUAUUUCAUUUGAGUAUGUACAAUUAUUUAAGUUUAACGCGAUAUUACGAAGUUUCCAAAUUUUUCUUAAGAGACAAACAGUCCUUUAUGGUAUUUUCAUCGGUGCAUUCUUUUCGACACAUGCGCCGCUCUUAUUUUCGUGCAUCGCGGACUGUCGUCAUUUCCAUCCUGAGAAGCAGUCGCGCUUUUCCCUUAUGCCGAACGGCAAAUCUUAAGGAAAUUUCUGUAAAAUUAAUAUCCAGGGAGUAAUGGAAAAAAUAUGCGACAGGGUCAUGAUUAAAGAGAAGAACGAAACUGCCAUUACCUUUUUUGGAGUAGCUCUGAGUUUGCUCGUACAUAGAGAAUGAAUUUUCAUUGCAAAAUGGUUGUCAAGGUUUCGCGCAAUUAUUGCACCGCUGACCUUGACUUGUCUUUUUAAAAAUAUUUCCUUUCUUUAUUUGUAGCACUGCAAACGGCUUUGUAAUUAUAUGUAUAACUUUGUACCUGGAACAAACAUCUCAAACGCAUACAUUUAAUUGAAUUUGAGUAUCUAACGAUACAUUGAUUUUAACCAUUAUUUAAAAUUCUUAACUGAAAUAUUUUUCUCAAAUUUUUGUUUAUAUAAAGUAGGUCAUAUGUGAGAUAAUUAAGGUCAUCGAAAUUUUGAUGACGUUCUCUAGAGCUUCAUUUUCGAACACCAUGUGUAGUUAUAUGAUAACUGAUGCUCAGACAUACUCUGUACAGCACUAAGCAAUUACCAUUACAACUUCUCGGAGUAACAUUUUACUAAGACACAUCGAAUUACAACUUCCAAAAUGUACAAAAAUUGUUAAUCACUUGCUAAAGCGAGGUAAAUAUUAACGCGAGAUGUAUAUUAAGACGAGCUUCUGCAUUAUAGGCUGAGGUGGAUGAGUCGGGAGAUACUCAUUGCAGUCUGUUUUAUUUCCGAGGUAUUUUAAAACAUUUAUUUCCUACGAGACAUGUCAAGUUUUUGAACAUUUUCUUUCUUUCAUAAGGGGUUGUGAUCGUUAUUCGUUGGCUUGAUUGCAAAUUUUUCUCACUACCAGCAUGAUACUAUAGCGCAAAUUUGGUAGCGAUUCGUUGUUAUUAAAAUAAGACAGCUGCUUUCGCAAAGAGAGGUCGAUUAAAUACGAAGGAAAAUAUGAAAUGAGAAAAAAAAAAAAAGCGACGGAGACGAGUGCUUCUCUAGGUUGGAAUAACAGAGAUGGUACCAUCGUGCUCUCAGAUCUCACACAUUGCGAUUACUAAUAAGAGUUAUUAUAUUGAUUAGUUGUACGUUAAUUUUCGUAUUCGUAUUUUGCGUAAGCACCGGUCAAUCUACUAAUAAAUUAUCUUAACGUAUAGUUUUAGUGAAUUUGGAUGAGAUAAUCUUUAAGUUAAUAAUGAUAAUAAUAAUAUUCUUGUUUUUCUUUUGGA